Molecule: messenger RNA, 4310 nt
Organism: Etheostoma spectabile (orangethroat darter)
Lineage: Eukaryota; Metazoa; Chordata; Actinopteri; Perciformes; Percidae
Gene: ndrg2
Product: NDRG family member 2
Exons: 16
Coding region: 362-1465 (367 amino acids)
Source: RefSeq, a predicted model, not a curated record
UGGAUUAAAUGAUGAAACAGUUUACUCGUAGGCCGAUUUCCUGUCGAUUUAUUUGCAGAUAACUUUUUCAACACCCCUACAACAUCGUUACAUCUUGAGUUUUGACUGGCCCCUCUUUAUAUUCCCCCCCCCCCCCUUCCUGUGUGCUGAAUGUUCCUCCUGCUGGAGAAAGGAGAAAUAAACAACACUGGGGGAAAGCGAGGAAAGAGGCGCAGCGGAAAAAUAAAGGAGGUGAAGGAAAAAGUGAAAUAACAGAAGACUACAGAUCGGAGGAACAGGUUGGAAAAGAGAGCGAGCCAUUGCGCAAGUGAAGAACGAGACUUUUCUGUCCCCCAUCUGCUGAUUAAAAGGAGGUGACGUCAUGACAACAGAAAUGCAGGAGAUUGCCAUCACGGAGGAGAAGCCUUUACUCACCGGUCAGGCUGAGUCCAAGGAUGCUGAACUGGCUGCUCGGAUACUCCUGGACCAAGGACAGGAGCACAGUAUCGAGACCCCACACGGUGUUCUGCAUGUGACCCUCCACGGCACACGGACCACCCGCAGGCCUGCUAUCCUCACCGUCCAUGAUGUGGGUCUGGACAGUAAGAGCUGCUUCUCCCCUCUGUUCAGGUUCGAGGAGAUGCAGGAGAUUGUCAAGAACUUCACCCUGAUUCAUGUCGAUGCUCCGGGGCAGGAGGAGGGGGCUGCUGUCUAUCCCACAGGUUACCAGUAUCCCUCCAUGGACACCAUAGCAGAGAUGAUCCCUGCCGUCCUGCAGUUUUUCAACUUCCGCACUGUAAUCGGAGUGGGUGUGGGGGCGGGAGCGUACGUCCUCUCCAAGUUCUCACUUGCAAACCCGGAUUCAGUGGAAGGUCUGGUUCUGGUCAACAUCGACCCUAACACUCGAGGAUGGAUAGACUGGGCUGCACAGAAGCUCAUCUCUGUGACAUCCUCCCUCACAGAGCAGAUCCUGUCCCACCUUUUCAGUCAGGAGGAGCUGUCAUCAAACACAGAACUUGUGCAGUCUCACAGAGAGCGCAUCUCCAAAGCGUCUAAUCUGGUCAACAUAGAGCUCUUCUGGAAGUCUUACAACAGUCGCAGAGAUUUGAACAUUGACCGCAACAGCACCUUCAAGUGCCCAGUAAUGUUGGUGGUGGGCGAUCAGGCUCCAUAUGAGGACGCUGCUGUGGACUGCAACAGCAAAAUGGAUCCAACAACAACUUCAUUCCUAAAGAUGGCUGACGCUGGUGGUCUCCCUCAGCUGACCCAGCCUGCUAAACUGACUGAGGCUUUCAAGUAUUUCAUCCAGGGAAUGGGCUACAUGGCUUCAUCUUGCAUGACCCGCCUGUCCCGCUCCCGCACCACCUCCCUCUCCUCCUCUUACUCCAUGGACGGGUCCCGCUCUCGCUCCCGCACCCUGUCCCAGGGCUCGCAGGGCGGCCAGAUGCCACCCAGCCCCUCCCAAACGAUGGAGGUGUCUUGCUGAAGGAAAAAAGAAAAAAAUGAAAGCGAGAGAAAGUGAUUGAGAGUGAGAAAGAGAAGAGGGCGAAGGCGAAAGGAAGGGAAAGAUGAAGCUUGACGAUAAUUUAGGAACAAGACGAAUGGGUUACUUAUUUGUCACUAAACAACUCCCAUCAUUCCCCACAAGAGCAGAAUAGGACUAGAGAUAAGGAGAGGGAGGGAGGGAGAGAGAGAGAUUUCAUAGGAAAUAGAAACCUAUCUUCCUUAUUUUGUAACAGCCCUGUUCCUCACAACCCCCUUCCAGCUGAAAAAGAGUGGAUUGGGCUGUUCUACAAUGAUUAUAAGACGUAUAAGCAAGAGAUUAAUAAAUAAAAGGGGGCCGGUGGGGAAAGAAUGGCCACCGUUCCUCUCUCCCUCCCCUCUAUCAGAGCCUCCAUCAGCCAAUAGAGCGCUUUAAUUUAGAUAAGGAGGCUCUAUAGAGACUGCACACUUUGCGUUAACCAAUAGUAAUAAUUCUGAACGCGUUAUUGUUGUUGAUGCAGAUGAUUAUGUUGUUGAUAAUGAUGUUGAAGCUAACGAUGAUGAUGAUGAUGAUCAUCAUACAAUAGAUAAAAAGAGUAACACCUUUUCUCUUUAUUACACAAUGAGUUUAAAACAACAUAGACAAAAAAAAACAUAGCAGAGAUACUUAUAACAAUGUGUGUCUAUUACAUUUUAAGCUAGUUUAUAUUGUGUUAUUUUAAUUUCUUUAAUCAAAUUUUAUUAUCUCAUUUGUAACCUGCCUCAGCAAAUGGCUGAAGCUACUGAUUGGUUGACCCGUUGUGUGGUAACAGCCAAUGAGAGCCAUUAUAGUGACUACUUCCUCCUUGAUGUUGCCUGGUUGUUUAUCUUCCAUUUGCCCCUGUCUAUAAGUUUUGUUUUCCCAUUGGAUUUGAGGAGGUGGGCAGGAAGCUUUUGUUUUUUCUUACUUUUUUGGGGAUUUGGAAGUUGCAUGCCUGGUAUCAGCCCAUGUGGAUAAUGACUGGAUAAUAUUCUUUUAUAUUCUGCUAAUCAGUUGUGUGGAUUGUGUGUGUGAGUGUGUGUGUAUCUGUGUGUGCUGUUGUUUAGCGAAAGUGGCGGUCUAAAGUUAAGCAUAGGUGAGACUGAGGGUGUUAGCUUUAGCUAGCUAGCAUCCUAUCAUUAACACUAGUCGCACAUUAAAUAGUGCUUCCAAUAUUGCUGGCAGUCUCGCACUGCAUGUCCUAAUAUGCACACUCGUGUACUAUCCAACAGGGUGCGUUACAUCACUAAGCAUCUUAGUAUGGAUAUUGCAUUUCAGUGUUAGGCACAGCCAGAAGGGAUCACUGUGUUUAUCAUCUGGGUUGUAGUCUCUUAGCCUUGCCUGUGCAUGGAUACCUCCUAACAAACCCAGCUAUCAUACUUGAGUUCCUGUGUGAUGUGAGGUAAAACGAACACAAGCUCCUCUCUCGCAACAAGCAGCUUUAUUAAAGCAACAGGCUCAGGAGGAUUGUGUUGUGAUUGUUGCGACAUGUGUGUGUCUGAGGAAGUACAUGUGAGGUGUAUGAAAAGCACUUGUAUCCUGAAAGCACAAUUAAUGAAGAAAGCCAGGGUCCUAUGGAAAAGUUUUAGUAAUUCACUUAUAAGACCACCAACAUCCCCUUUGACUUAUGACAAUGUACCAGCCCCUUCACUGCCAACACACUUUGGGACAGCCAUAAAAAAAAAGUAUUAGCCAAUAUCUGUACCUUAAACAACCAAUCUGUAUUUGCGGCCAAUAAGCAUUCUUACUGCCAAAACUAAGAGCCCCAAAAUAAACCAAAAUAAAUACAUGUCAACAUAAAGCUCAUCACUGCCCUACAACAUGUAGCUAUUGGACUGCCCGUACCGUAAGACCCAAUCCGAUAUCCAUUUUUAAGCGUGCCAGCUGUGGGCCCCCAUUUUGAUGCAGCGUUGCAUCUGAUUUAUUUUCCCUUAAUAAGCAAUAUCAUUUUUAUGAGCCAGUUGGUGGUUGCCUCUUUCUUUCACAUGCUGUCCAGUGUUCCUUUACCAAACCUGUUGGAUGAUGUAUGAUGAUGACAGUGACAAGAAAGUCAGUGGAGGGCCUCAGAUUUGAGCUUUGAACAGACUGGGUUGGCCUACUUUGAAGACAUUAAUGAUGGUUGUGAGGACAGUAAUCUAUUUUUAAGUCACUCCCCUCUGCCCAUCACAUACAAGUUACAUCCAUCCUUUUAAACGCUAACAACUGCUGUGUUGUUUAAGGCAAACACAAAUCUUGAUAUUAGGAUGAUUCGUGCUAUAGGGUGUUAAUGCAAAAUGUGACGUCACACCAGGAUGCCAUCACGUUUUAGGCAAUUUUGUUGUCGUCCAAAGUGCUGACGCGUAGAAUGUAAGUUCCCCUCUCAAACUUCAAUUGAAACUUAACAGUUGGGCAUGGGAGCGUCUACCAAAUAAGGGAUAAUGCGUGGAGCCCGGAAAAUAAAAUUUUCAAAUAAGGAAAAGGAGUAGUACUUAUUUGUGGAGAGUUGAGCAGGGCUGUUUGAUUGUAAAUGCUUGUCCAUUUUGUCUAUUUCUGUCGAUUCAUUUUUACUUUGAUCAUAUAUUCCUUCCCCCUCUAUGUUUUGAGAUUUCUUUUAAAUCUCUGUGAAGUGUUAGUUUACUGUCCCGAUGUGCUCACAAGUUAGUUAACCGUGUGAUAGUUCUUGUGUAACUUUUAGAGCAUUAGCGCUGAUAAGGGAGAAAAAAUAAAUUAAAAAAAAGAUUAAAGGUAAAGAGAGUGCAAUCAAUUUUACUUGUGUGGCUAAUUUCUCUGUGUAACACAAUGAACAUCCUUAAAAAGCAAACUUAAAAUAUAAAUAAAAGCUUAAGAGGAA